AUGGAAUUUACUGAGUACGCUGUGGUUUGGUGGGACCAAAUCAAGAAGUCUAGAAGGAGAAAUGGUCUACCUGAGCUCGUUCCAUGGCCCGAGCUUCGAGCCAUGAUGCGCACCCGCUUUGUACCUGGACAUUACACUAGGGAUUUGUACCACCGAUUACAAACCUUAGUUCAGGGCAACCGGAGUGUGGAUGAGUACCACAAGGAGAUGGAGAUCCUAAUGCUUAGAGCGGAUGUACAGGAGGAUCCUGAAGCCACCAUGGCGAGAUUCUUGAGCGGGUUACGACCCGAUAUUGCUGAACGAGUGGAACUUCAACAUUAUAUGGAGUUGCAUGAGCUUGUAGACAAGGCUAUUAAGGUCGAGCAAAGGCUCAAGAGGAGGGGUACCACUCGAUCGAAUUUCGGCAAUACCACCUACUCUACCAACCGCCCAUUCCAAUCAAGAAAUGAUUCUCGGCCUUCACCAAAUGCUCAUACUCCAAAGCCGAGAUUCGAGGGAGGUAGAGGCCAUAUUGCUAGUCAAUGUCCCAAUCAAAGGACUAUGAUUAUGAUGCAAAAUGACGAGAUCGUGAGUGAGGAUGAAACCGAGUACGAAGGCAUGCCACCCCUUGAAGGAGGUAGUGAUGGUGAGUCACCAAAUGAAGAGGAGUUUAGUGCACCCGAGGGUCACUUUAGGACCGCCUUGGUUGCAAGGAGAGCAUUGACGGCACGUGUUAAGGAGGACGAGCUUCAACGGGAGAACAUUUUCUACACUAGGUGCUUCGUUAAUCAAGCACUUUGUAGUGUGAUUAUUGAUAGUGGGAGCUGUACAAAUGUGGCUAGUUCACUCAUGGUGGACAACUUGAAGCUGCCUACGAGGGAUCACCCGCGACCCUACAAACUCCAAUGGCUCAACAAUUCUGGGGAGGUUCGAGUAACCAAACAGGCUCUUAUAUCCUUUCAAAUUCAUAAAUAUACUGAUGAAGUAUUAUGUGAUGUAGUUCCUAUGCAGGCUAGUCACAUUAUACUAGGUAGGCCAUGGCAGUUUGACAGGCAGGAAUAUGCUGAUAUCUUUCCUGAUGACGUACCAAGUGGAUUACCACCGCUUAGAGGCAUUGAGCACCAAAUAGACUUCGUCCCUGGAGCGUCGUUGCCAAAUCGCCCAGCUUACAAGAGCAACCCGGAGGAAACUAAGGAGCUGCAAAGGCAAGUGGACGACUUGCUUGGCAAAGGAUGGGCACGUGAGAACUUAAGCCCGUGCGCUGUCCCAGUCAUUUUGGUGCCCAAGAAAGAUGGUACGUGGAGAAUGUGCACUGAUUGUAGAGCCGUAAAUGCCAUCACGGUAAAGUAUCGCCACCCUAUACCUCGCUUAGAUGACAUGCUUGAUGAGUUGCAUGGGGCUGUGUUCUUUACCAAAAUUGAUCUCAAAAGUGGGUACCAUCAAAUUAGGAUAAAGGAGGGGGACGAAUGGAAAACUGCCUUCAAAACUAAGUAUGGAUUGUAUGAGUAG
Messenger RNA from Coffea eugenioides, 1488 nucleotides. RefSeq lists its product as uncharacterized. NCBI's taxonomy places the organism in Eukaryota, Viridiplantae, Streptophyta, Magnoliopsida, Gentianales, Rubiaceae. The record is from RefSeq and is a predicted model, not a curated record. Bases 1 to 1488 code for a protein of 495 amino acids. The transcript is spliced from 3 exons.